Messenger RNA from Spathaspora passalidarum NRRL Y-27907, 2580 nucleotides. It is a transcript of the gene CHO2, whose product is annotated as phosphatidylethanolamine N-methyltransferase. Gene Ontology annotation, molecular function: oxidoreductase activity, acting on the CH-CH group of donors; phosphatidylethanolamine N-methyltransferase activity. The coding region runs from base 1 to 2580 and encodes 859 amino acids. NCBI's taxonomy places the organism in Eukaryota, Fungi, Ascomycota, Pichiomycetes, Serinales, Debaryomycetaceae. The transcript has a single exon. The record is from RefSeq and is a predicted model, not a curated record. Gene Ontology annotation, biological process: phosphatidylcholine biosynthetic process.
AUGACCAAAGAAAAUAGCUCCAAGAGCAAUGUGGCGGGACCCCAGGGGAUUACAUUCUCUGGAGAAACAUUCUCAGUUCCACCAACCCAUGAUAUGGUGAAAACGUUGUUUGAUCCCUCAAUCCGCAAAUCUAAUCUAGAAAUUUUGAUUUUGGUUUGUUUGGUCCUUAACUUUUUGGUGUUUUUAAUUCCAAAUAAUUUGUUGAGAAUAAAGAUAUAUAUUGGAUUAUAUGUGAUCUGGAGAUUGUCUUAUAACUUUGGAAUUGGUUGGCUUUUACAACAACAAUCUCAACAUAGCAGGUUAGUUAAUUGGUCCAAGAAUUUAAGAUUGUUUGAUAAAUCAAACAACGGUUUAUUGGCUCGUUUAGUUCAAAACGAAGUCAAGAGCCAAAGAGGUAGAGACUAUGAUGUCAACUCAUUACCAGUUGAAUUUAACACUUGGUUAAUAUUCAGAAAGUUUGUUGAUUUAGUGUUGAUGCUGGAUUUCACAACUUUUAUUCUUGUGGUUUAUACUUGUGCAAUUGAUGACAAUUACCAGUUUAUUCAUGGACAAUCAUGGUGGUUAAUAUACUCUCGAAUUAUUGGAGGAUCAGUACUUAUUGUAUUCAACUACUGGGUUAAAGUUAACGCCCAUGAUACUAUUAAGGAUUAUGCAUGGUAUUGGGGAGACUUCUUUUUCCGUCAAAUUAACAAUGAAGAUUUGAUUUUCGAUGGUGUGUUUGAAAUGUUCCCACAUCCAAUGUACUCUGUUGGUUAUAUCGGAUACUAUGGGUUUGCCUUGAUUGCUAAAUCUUACACAGUCUUGGUAAUUGCGAUUUUCGGUCAUUUCUUGCAAAUGUUGUUUUUGAAUUUUAUUGAAAACCCUCACAUCGAUAAAAUUUAUGGCCCUUCUAAAAACGAAGUCAAUUUAUCCAAGAUUCAAAAAGUCAAGAGUUUAAAGAAUUUUGAUAACUUGAAACCAUUGGUUGGAUUGUAUAAUUUCACUUUAUUAAGAGCAAGUGAUGUUAUCAAUUUAGUGUUGGUCAUCACUUAUGGUGUUAUUAUUCCUUUUGUGUCCAAGUCAAUUAGUUUGGUAUUUGCCUUGGCUGUAAUUAUGAAAUUGUUUGAAUCUGUUUCCAUUAGUGUUUUGUUAAUGUUACAAAGUCACUACAAGUACUUUACCAAAUGGUGUCUUUCAAAUGAUAUCCCCGUUGAAAAGUCAUUGAAUAAUUGGGCAAUUAUGUAUAAUUCCUUGAUAAACUUGACAUAUUCAUCAUUCUUUGGAUUGAACUUUGCAACUUAUUUACAAGGACAAUCUGUAGAUUUGUUGUUCCAUGAUUGGUUCCAUUUGCGUGUGUUUGUUGGGUUAUUGUUAAUCUUGACUCAAGUUUGGAUCAAUUCGUCAAUUAUUGAUCUGCUUGGUUAUUUUGGAUGGUUUUAUGGUGAUUUCUUCAUUCCUAAAUCUUUACGCACAACUUCUCAAUUAACCAAAGCAGGAGUAUACCGUUAUUUGAACAACCCAGAACAAAUAUUUGGUGUUUGUGGAGUUAUGGGGGUAUUUAUUAUCUUUCCAACGGUGGAGAACCUUACAUGUUGUGCUAUUUGGGUGGUUAACAAUUUCAUCAGAAUUAACUUUAUUGAAAAGUUCCAUAUGAUUAAACUUUAUGGAUUGAAUGAAGUUUUGAAGGACUCCGGAGUUACUAAAACUGUCAAGAAGCAUUUGAUCCCUGAUGCUAUCCAAAGAAGAUUAAGUAAUGAUCCUGAGGAAACAGUUUCACGUAGGAAAUCUAUCAAGAAUAUGACUUCAAUCGCUGAUACCUUGGAUACCUUUAUCAAAGAAUUAACUAACUCAGCUACGAAAAUACCUAAACAAAAAGUAUUGGAAUUAUCACAAAACUUGUCAUUUGCUAAUUCCACUUACAAAUUAACAAUCGAUGGUUUGAAAGAAGAUAAAGAUGCAGCUGAAAACAAUUAUUUACUCAAAUAUACCACUGUUGGCUCUCCAAUCACCGUGUCAUGGGAAUCACCAAAAGAUGCCCACUCAACCAAGGAUUGGAUUGGAUUAUACAAAAUUGUUCAGACUUCAUAUUCCCGUACUAAAACCUUGCUUUCUUCUUCUGGUCGUUGGACCUGGUGUACUGAAUCCCGUGGAUCAUUUACUUUUGAAAAGAAUAAGUUGUUCUGGGAAGAAGGUGUUUAUGAAUUCAGAUACCAUUUAGAUGACAAACACGAUGUUGCUUAUAUUUCUGAACCAUUUGAGAUCAGACCUGCUCAAUUGAGCGUGCCACUUGAUUUGAAUGAAACUGAAGCAUUUGCUCAAGUUUUAAAGUCGGAGAUCUUUGAGAAAUUAUGGAGCAUUGAUGAUAUCAAGACUCCUAUUUCGUCAUAUGCUAAUGAACAUGACAAUAUAUUGGAUGUUUACAGCUUAUUGGGUAAGGUAAUCUCUGAUGCUUGCCAAGUUAAAGUUAGUCCAAAGAUCUUCUUACAUCAUGACGACUUAUCUAUUUUGGAUGUUUCGCGUAAGAUUAUCCAUAUCAAGCAAGUGUUAGAAGAAUUGUCAUAUAACAACGAUGAUUACGCAAUUGAUAAGAAGGAUUUGUAG